UUUUUGCGUGACGGAGGUCCUGUUGUUGUGGGCAUGCGCAGUGUGCGGCAUCUGUGUGGGGGAUAUUGGACGCGGUAAAGCUUUGAGUACUGAGCAGAGGCGUUUGGUGCCCUGAGCGGAGAACGACGUGUGGGUGCGGGGAAGAGGCCGAGGCAGUCCCGGGCGGAAGUAACCUGAGUCCCCAGAGUUGGGCCUUCUACCUGGACGUGUAGUGGGAUCGUCUCUCCACCCCGUCUCCCAGGAAUAUUUAAAUGAGGCAGUAGAAGAGGAACAUCCUAUCUUUCUAACGCCCUUGGCAUCGCUAACGAGCAGCAUCUGGUUAAAGAAGCACCUUCAGGGGCCUGACAUGCCUUUUACCUCCUGACAAGGAGUAUGGGCACUCAGGGCAGCCCUGUGAAGAGCUACGAUUACCUCCUGAAGUUCCUGCUGGUGGGGGACAGUGAUGUCGGCAAGGGGGAAAUCCUGGAGAGUCUGCAGGAUGGCGCAUCCGAAUCUCCAUACUCCUAUAGUAACGGUAUUGACUACAAAACCACUACUAUCCUGCUGGAUGGCCGGCGGGUCAAGCUUGAGCUCUGGGACACCUCUGGCCAAGGCAGGUUUUGCACAAUCUUUAGGUCUUAUUCAAGAGGAGCUCAGGGCAUCCUCCUCGUUUAUGACAUCACGAACCGGUGGUCCUUUGAUGGGAUUGACCGAUGGAUCAAAGAGAUAGACGAGCAUGCUCCAGGAGUCCCUCGUAUCUUGGUGGGAAAUAGGCUGCACUUGGCCUUCAAGCGGCAGGUGCCCACUGAGCAGGCUCGGGCCUAUGCAGAGAAGAAUGGCAUGACCUUUUUUGAGGUCAGCCCACUGUGCAACUUCAAUGUGACGGAGUCCUUCACAGAACUGUCUCGAAUAGUCCUCAUGAGGCAUGGAAUGGAGAAGAUAUGGAGGCCAAACAGAGUAUUCAGCCUGCAAGAUCUGUGCUGCCGAUCUAUUGUCUCAUGCACACCUGUCCAUCUCAUCGAUAAACUUCCUCUGCCAGUGGCUAUUAAGAGCCACCUCAAAUCCUUCUCCAUGGCCAAUGGAAUGAAUGCUGUGAUGAUGCAUGGACGUUCCUACUCUGUGGCUGGUGGUGGCGGUGGGGCAGCAGGAAGCGGUGGAGGGAGCAAAGGCAACAGUCUAAAACGAUCCAAAUCUAUUCGGCCUCCUCAGAGUCCCCCUCAGAACUGCUCAAGAAGCAACUGCAAGAUCUCUUAGCAUGGAAAUCUGAAAUGCGCGGGGCUGAAGAAAGUACACCCAGCCAUUUGGCCAUGUGGAGAGGAUGCUCUGUGAGCUGCACCUUGGACACCUGCGUGGGCGUGGAUGCCGGUCCGUGUUUGUGCCAUUUUUUUAAUCUUCUGUCAAAUGGAAGCCGGUGAUCGUAGCAGAAGACUUCCAUCUUGUACCUUAUUGACUGACUUCCUGUCACCAUACACCCAAUCCUGAUUCCUUCAAGGGUGUCGCACUGCAUGAUGGCUCUGACUCACUCCUACUACCCCUGGGGCAGUACUGUGCUAAGACAGCUCCCCUACCUCCUCCUUAUUUAUAAAUAAGUAUAUAUAUUAACGGACACCUCACUUUUUUUUAUAAAUAUAAUGCCUGACUAUACAACACUUCUGUAUCAUGCUGUAAAUAAUUAACAUUCCUACCUUCCCUUAUCAAAGGGACAAACCUGGGGCUUCUGCUACUAACCACUGCAUGGAUUUCUAUAAUAUUGCAUCACACUGGGAGCUACUGACCAAACAUGGAGGUAAAAAGUGUCGCCCAAAGCAACCAGUUAGGUGUAAGAUUUAAUUUUCUCUGAUGGCAAAAUGGUAGCUGGAAUCUAGUUGCCAUGAGCAACAUUUAUACAUUCCUUCUCUGUAAAUCACUUUCCAUGUAAACAGGCAAAUUUUAUUAUGAAAAAUAUAAUGUGCAAAUUGAAGUGAACCAGAACUUAAAUUUUAGUUUUGGAAAUAACAAGGAGUAGAACCUCUUUUGGGUUUUUAUUGCUAUCCAUGGCGCCAUUACAGUGAUUUCACUUACUGCCAAGUGAAGAAUGGUUUCACCAGAUGUGAAGGGAACAUCUCCAGCAGCAACACAGAUU
Molecule: messenger RNA, 2101 nt
Organism: Rana temporaria (common frog)
Lineage: Eukaryota; Metazoa; Chordata; Amphibia; Anura; Ranidae
Gene: RAB40C
Product: RAB40C, member RAS oncogene family
Exons: 7
Coding region: 373-1233 (286 amino acids)
Biological process (GO): intracellular signal transduction; protein localization to plasma membrane
Cellular component (GO): plasma membrane; endosome; synaptic vesicle
Molecular function (GO): GTP binding; GTPase activity
Source: RefSeq, a predicted model, not a curated record